Messenger RNA from Impatiens glandulifera, 2225 nucleotides. Its product is annotated as probable LRR receptor-like serine/threonine-protein kinase RKF3. Gene Ontology annotation, biological process: protein phosphorylation. Gene Ontology annotation, molecular function: protein kinase activity; ATP binding. The record is from RefSeq and is a predicted model, not a curated record. Bases 183 to 2084 code for a protein of 633 amino acids. The transcript has a single exon. Lineage: Eukaryota; Viridiplantae; Streptophyta; Magnoliopsida; Ericales; Balsaminaceae.
CCUGGAAACCACAAGCAAUCAAGCUUCCAAUAAUGGCUGCCGCCUCACAAAAAUGAGUCAAAUUCAUCUUCCCCAAAGCCACUCACCAUCUAUCUCUCUUCUUCACCGGAGAAACUAAACCUCGCCGGCGCCGGCGGUGAAGCUCAACUAAUUUUCAAUUGAACUCAUGUAGACAAAGCAAAAUGUCAGUAUUCUUCUUCCUACUCUUUCUUUCCCUAAAUCUAGGGUUUCAAUCUCAAUCUAUCUCUUCCGCAUCCACCAUCCGCCGUCUACUUCAAAACCAAACCACCAACACCACCACUACUUGCCCACUCGAUUUCGAAUCCCUCCGUCGGCGUAUACAGAGUUCCAACCGCCCAAAUCUCGACGUCGCCACUCGUUGCCAUUACGUCCUUCAAGGAAUCCGAUUAGUUCAGUCUGAAUAUCUCAGAUCCACUGGAAACUUCGUGCCUCCACUUGAUUCAGCUGACGCAUGUUGGAAUUCGUAUCAAACCCUAGUCAACGAUUUCGUCUCCGGUUUCGAUAUUCGUAAAACCUGCGGAUUUCAGACGAGUUGGAUCGCUGAGGGUUGUAUGAACAUCACCACUCGUCGUGAAUUCGAAUCUAACGUUUCCUCCACCGCAUUAAACAACGUCGCCGUCGCCUGUAAUCAAUCACUCGAAAACAGCUCCCCCUGCGCUUCCUGCACUACCACCCUAUCUAGCCUCCAAGCUACUUACCUCGCCGGAAACUCCAUCGGUAACGUCUCCGAUUGCACGGCCUACCCUUUAAUUUACGCCGCCGCCGUGAAUCAAUUUGGCCCUGCCGAUUCAGGUACAGCAAAAUGUCUGUUCUCACUCGAAUCAAUUCAAAUCAAACCCAGUAACAAAAACAGGAAAACAAUAAUCGCCGUAGCUGUUGUAUCCAUUUCAUUUCUCAUUCUGUUUCUGGGUUUAUCUGGGUUAUGGUAUUUCCGGCGAAAACGACUCGAAUUACUGAAAAAGAGAAGAAUCAGCAGGAGAGAAAGCGAAUUAGCUUCAGGAUUAGAAUCAAUCAACUCAAGCACCACUCUAGUAAACUACACAUUCGAUCAAAUCAAAACCGCUACGAAGAAAUUCUCAAGAGAUAACAUAAUUGGAAAAGGAGGUUAUGGAAAUGUAUACAAAGGCAUUCUCCCAGACAAUACCGAAAUCGCUGUCAAAAGAUUCAAAAACUGUUCAGUUUCAGGCGACGCAAUCUUCGCCCACGAAGUGCAGGUAAUCGCGAGCGUUCGUCAUGUAAAUCUUGUAGCCUUAAGAGGGUAUUGUACAGCCACAACCCCAAUGGAAGGGCACCAGAGAAUCCUAGUAACCGAUUUGGUAAAAAACGGAAGUCUCCAUGAUCAUCUAUUUGGAACAACCAAGAACAAUCUGUCGUGGCCAAUUCGACAGAAGAUCGCAUUAGGCACGGCUCGAGGUCUCCUAUAUCUACACCAAGGAGCCCAACCCGCGAUCAUCCAUCGUGAUAUAAAAGCCAGCAACAUAUUACUAGACGAGGCAUUUGAACCAAAAGUAGCAGAUUUCGGUUUAGCAAAAUUCACCCCGGAAGGAAUGACUCAUUUGAGCACAAGAGUGGCAGGAACAAUGGGUUAUGUAGCCCCUGAAUACGCCCUUUACGGUCAAUUAACUGAAAGAAGCGACGUUUACAGCUUCGGGGUGGUUUUCCUCGAGCUCUUGAGUGGAAAGAAGGCGUUAAUGGCGGUUGAAGAUGGACAGAAUAUGUUGAUAACCGAUUGGGCUUGGUCUCUUGUAAGAGAUGGAAGAGCUUUGGAUGUAAUUGAAGAUGGGAUGUCGGAUUUGGGAAAUGCAGAGGUUAUGGAGAAGUAUGUUUUGAUAGCUGUUCUUUGUUCUCAUCCACAAUUGUAUGCUAGGCCUACGAUGGAUCAGGUUGUGAAGAUGUUUGAUACUGAUUUGGCUGUUCCUUCUAUACCCGAUAGGCCGAUUCCGAUAAUCGCGAAUAUUGAUGAUAUUGAGAGGUCGGUUGGGAGUAGUGGUUCGAUUUCGGGGAAUCUUUCGGGUUCGGGCGGAUUCCAUUGUUAUUAUGUACAAGAUGAAGAUGACCAUUGAUUCACAUUUUUAUUCUUUCUUUUCUUUGCAAUCAGAAUCAGAUAGAACAAUAUUAUUGCUUAGGCAAUGCACACAAUGUAUAGUAAAUAUUAUUAUUUUCAUUCAAUAAUACUUACUAAUAAUAUAAAUAUUUUAAUUUGU